AUGCAAACUAACGAAGAAUUCGUCAAGCUUCUCGGCGAAGGUGCUUAUGGUUUUGUUAAUCUCGUCCGCUACAGUAACCCCGACGACAACUCUUCCUUCCUCUCAGCCGUAAAGAACUCUUACCAAGAAGACUACGCCAGUCUCCAACGAGAGUUACACGUUCUUCUCCAACUCAGGGGAUGUCCCAGGAUCGUUACAUGUAGUCUCAACGCUUUCAUGAACAACUACGCCGACAGGAAGUUGCCUGAACCGUUGAUCAAGGAUUUCGCGCGGAUGGUUCUCGAAGGUUUGGUCUCGGUUCACGGUGGUGGCUAUGUUCACUGCGACAUCAAACCAGACAACAUACUGGUGUUCCCUUAUUCUUCUUCGAUACAAGAUUCGUACGAUGUCAAGAUUUGUGAUUUCGGUAACUCGUUAGAGAUAGGAGAAACUUGUGAUGAUAUCGCUGUUCGUCUCCUCUCUGGUCAAGCUCCAGAGAUACCUGAGACGCUUCCUUCUGAUGCAAAGGACUUUAUCCAAACGUGUUUCUCGAGGGAACCUGAAGGGAGAGGAAGCGCGCAUGAGUUGUUGUUUCAUCCUUUCUUGCCUUGUCCAGAAGUUGAAGAAGAGAAGGAGAAGAAAACAGAGGAGAAGACAACUAAAUCGUUUCUGUUGAACCUGUUCAAGUUGAGAAUCAGAGGAACAAGUUCCAAUAAGAAACUAACGACGGAUGAUGUUGAUGUUUCAGACAAGAAACCUCUGAAGUUGAGGUCUUGGAAGACAAAGACCACACAGUUUAAGAGAACUCUGAACAAAGUGUUGAGGUUGAAGAAAUCGACAAACUUCAGUUUAGUGUCUUGA
Raphanus sativus (radish) is the source of this 840-nucleotide messenger RNA. RefSeq names its product mitogen-activated protein kinase kinase kinase ANP1-like. Gene Ontology annotation, molecular function: protein kinase activity; ATP binding. The coding region runs from base 1 to 840 and encodes 279 amino acids. The transcript has 3 exons. The record is from RefSeq and is a predicted model, not a curated record. Gene Ontology annotation, biological process: protein phosphorylation. NCBI's taxonomy places the organism in Eukaryota, Viridiplantae, Streptophyta, Magnoliopsida, Brassicales, Brassicaceae.